GUGGCAGGGAACUGAUGAAGUUACACAACUGCUUGCGGAGGUAGUUUCCAUAUAAAAGGCCCAGCUCAAGGCUGCAGUUGGGUAGAAGGCAGCAGGGUGUGGAUCAUGGAGCUCAGCGUCCUCUUCUUCCUUGCUCUCCUCCUGGGACUCUUGCUUCUCCUGGCCAGGGGCCACCCGAAGGGCCAUGGCCGCCUCCCGCCAGGCCCCCGUCCUCUGCCCUUCGUGGGGAACCUUCUGCAGAUGGACAGAAGAGGCUUACUCAAAUCCUUCAUGAAGCUCCGAGAAAAAUAUGGGGAUGUCUUCACGGUGUAUCUGGGACCAAGGCCAAUAGUCAUGCUUUGUGGGACAGAGGCCCUGCGGGAGGCCCUGGUGGACCAAGCUGAGGCCUUCUCUGGCAGAGGGAAAAUCGCCAUUGUUGACCCAAUCUUCAAGGGAUAUGGUGUGAUCUUUGCCAACGGGGAACGUUGGAAGGCCCUCCGUAGAUUCUCUCUGGCCACCAUGAGGGACUUCGGGAUGGGAAAGCGGAGCAUCGAGCAGAAGAUUCAGGAGGAGGCUCAGUGUCUGGUGGAGGAGCUGCGGAAAACCCAGGGAGCCCUCAAGGACCCCACCUUAUAUUUCCACUCCAUUACCGCCAACAUCAUCUGCUCCAUUGUCUUUGGAGAACGCUUUGACUACAAAGAUCCCAGGUUCCUGCGGCUGCUGGACCUAUUCUACCAGACCUUCUCGCUCAUCAGCUCCCUCUCCAGCCAGAUGUUCGAGCUCUUCUCCAACUUCUUGAAGUACUUUCCUGGCACGCACAGGCAAGUCUACAGAAACCUGCAGGAAAUCAACACGUUCAUUGGCCACAGUGUAGAGGAACACCGCAGAGCCCUGGAUCCCAGUGCCCCGAGGGACUUCAUCGACACCUACCUGCUCCGCAUGGACAAAGACAAGGACAUCCCCGACAGCGAGUUCCACCACAAGAACCUCAUCCUCAACACGCUCGCGCUCUUCUUCGCCGGCACGGAGACCACCAGCACCACCCUCCGCUAUGGUUUCCUGAUCAUGCUCAAAUACCCACACAUUACAGAGAAAGUUCAAAAGGAAAUUGACCAGGUGAUCGGCCCACAUCGCCCUCCAGCACUUGAUGACAGAGCCAACAUGCCAUACACUGAUGCAGUCAUCCACGAGAUGCAGAGAUUUGGGGACCUCAUCCCCCUUGGCGUGCCCCACACGGUCAUAAAAGACACCUACUUCCGAGGCUACAUCAUCCCCAAGGAUACUGAAGUAUAUCCCAUCCUGAGCUCUGCUCUCCACGACCCACUUUACUUCGAAAAACCAGACUCCUUCAACCCUGACCACUUUCUGGAUGCCAAUGGGGCACUGAAGAAGAGUGAGGCUUUUGUCCCCUUCUCCAUAGGGAAGCGCAUUUGUCUUGGUGAAGGCAUUGCCCGCAACGAGCUAUUCCUCUUCUUCACCACCAUCCUCCAGCAAUUCUCAGUGGCCGGCCCGGUGGCUCCUAAGGACAUCGACCUCACACCCCGGGAGAGUGGUGUGGGCAAACUGCCCCCGACAUACCAGAUCCGCUUCCUCCCCCGCGGAGGGGGCUGAGGGAAGGGAGUCAAAGGAUGCCAAGGUCUUGAAGUAUCCGCAGAGAAGGCCCCUUGACAGUCUCCGUGUCCUCCCGCUCCCAGAGACCUGUUACUUCCCCUCCUUCGCUGCUACCUCCCUGGGGAAGUCCCCUCUGCGGCCUCGCAGCUCUUCUGAAGACCUGAGGAGGAGGUGUUUUCCUUUCCUCUGUUCAUAGGUGUUUAUUUAGGAACUGGGACUGAAAGGGGAACCAUGGCUCAGGAUCUGUGCAGGUCUGCCUCCCAGGCCACGGCUCACCCGAGGGACCUCCCCCUUGCCCAGAACAACCGCAGCCUCCACUAAUCAACUCCUGGCACUCCAUGACCUGGGCGUGCAUGAUCUCGCUUGGAUCCUCCUCCUCACAGUAGCCCCAGGUGGUGGGUAUGACGGUUAUGCCCAUUUUAAAGAUGAAUAAACAGAAGCCAGGCAAUAGCA
Messenger RNA from Manis javanica (Malayan pangolin), 2043 nucleotides. RefSeq names its product cytochrome P450 2B4-like. Gene Ontology annotation, biological process: xenobiotic metabolic process; epoxygenase P450 pathway. The record is from RefSeq and is a predicted model, not a curated record. Gene Ontology annotation, cellular component: intracellular membrane-bounded organelle; cytoplasm. NCBI's taxonomy places the organism in Eukaryota, Metazoa, Chordata, Mammalia, Pholidota, Manidae. Gene Ontology annotation, molecular function: oxidoreductase activity, acting on paired donors, with incorporation or reduction of molecular oxygen, reduced flavin or flavoprotein as one donor, and incorporation of one atom of oxygen; iron ion binding; heme binding.